AUGGCUCCGCCUUCCCCGGAGGUUCGCUUUGAGCCUAAGUUCCCUGAUGCGUUUCUCGAAAUGUUCAGAGCAAAUGACGCCACUGUCAAGUUCCCAGUCGACCUUGUCAUUCACGAUAAAGAUUUCAUUGCCGAUGAGGACGAAGAUGAGGAUGAUGACGAUGACGAGCAUCAUCUGGAAGCGAUAGGUGCCUUCUACCCAAUCUAA
Messenger RNA from Cladophialophora psammophila CBS 110553, 207 nucleotides. RefSeq lists its product as uncharacterized. The transcript has a single exon. The record is from RefSeq and is a predicted model, not a curated record. Lineage: Eukaryota; Fungi; Ascomycota; Eurotiomycetes; Chaetothyriales; Herpotrichiellaceae. The coding region runs from base 1 to 207 and encodes 68 amino acids.